Molecule: messenger RNA, 1749 nt
Organism: Hyaena hyaena (striped hyena)
Lineage: Eukaryota; Metazoa; Chordata; Mammalia; Carnivora; Hyaenidae
Gene: RFNG
Product: RFNG O-fucosylpeptide 3-beta-N-acetylglucosaminyltransferase
Exons: 8
Coding region: 62-1066 (334 amino acids)
Biological process (GO): regulation of Notch signaling pathway; pattern specification process
Cellular component (GO): Golgi membrane
Molecular function (GO): O-fucosylpeptide 3-beta-N-acetylglucosaminyltransferase activity
Source: RefSeq, a predicted model, not a curated record
GGCUCUUAAAGGGGCCGCGGUGCGGCCUGGCUCGGGCGGAGCCGGCGGGUCCCGCAGCCGCAUGAGCCGUGCGCGGGGGGCGCUGUGCCGGGCCUGCCUCGCGCUGGCCGCGGCCCUGGCCGCGCUGCUGCUACUGCCGCUGCCGCUGCCCCGCGCGCCGGCCCCGGCCCCGGCCCCGACCUCGGGCCCCGGCCCGCGCGCGCCCCCUGCCCGACACGCCACCGCCCCCCGCCUGCGGCCGGACGACGUCUUCAUCGCGGUCAAGACCACCCAGAAGAACCACGGGUCACGCCUUGGGCUGCUGCUGCGCACCUGGAUCUCCCGGGCCCGCCAGCAGACAUUCAUUUUCACCGAUGGGGACGACCCCGAGCUACAGCUCCAGGGAGGCAGUCACGUAAUCAAUACUAACUGCUCAGCCGUGCACACCCGUCAGGCGCUGUGUUGCAAGAUGUCAGUGGAGUAUGACAAGUUCAUCGAGUCUGGACGCAAGUGGUUCUGCCAUGUGGAUGACGACAACUACGUGAACCCCAAGGGCCUGCUCCAGCUGCUGUCCACCUUCUCGCCCAGCCAGGAUGUCUACCUGGGGCGGCCCAGCCUCGACCACCCCAUCGAGGCCGCCGAGAGGGUCCAGGGAGGUGGAACUGUGACCACCGUCAAGUUCUGGUUUGCUACCGGUGGGGCCGGGUUCUGCCUGAGCAGAGGCCUCGCUCUUAAGAUGAGCCCCUGGGCCAGCCUGGGCAGCUUCAUGAGCACGGCUGAGCGAGUGCGGCUGCCGGACGACUGCACAGUGGGCUACAUCGUGGAGGGGCUCCUGGGCGCUCGCCUGCUGCCCAGCUCACUCUUCCACUCCCACCUGGAGAACCUGCAGAGGCUACCGCCUGACGCCGUGCUACAGCAGGUCACCUUGAGCUACGGGGGUCCCGACAACCCACGUAACGUGGUGAACGUGGCGGGUGGCUUCAGCCUGCAGCAGGACCCCACUCGGUUUAAGUCUGUCCACUGCCUUCUCUACCCGGACACAGACUGGUGUCCCGCACUCGAGCAGAACGACCUCAUCUCUCGGUGACCCUUGAUUCCCACCCCAGGGAGCAGGAGCUUUGCUGACCCCUCCUGGCCUUGGCUCUCUCAGGCGGCCACAGCCAUAUCUGGGGCCACAGCCACAUGUGGGCGCCCUGCAGGCCUCCCCCGGAGCCCUCGGCGGGCUGGGUGACCAGGGGUCCCGGCUGCGCCACAUGCAGGCUGCCCCAGAAAGUGGGAGGGGGAGACGCUGCCCCUCCUCCCUGCCCUCCUCCCCCCGCUGGAGAGGGGGUUCCAGGAUGAGUGGGCUCCAGGCCAGGGUCACGUGCAGGAUCGGUCACCUGACCACAGGCGAGCGCAGGGGCUUUCCCCACAGGUCUCUCGGGGAGGGCCCCCCAGGCUCAGUGCCACGCUCGGGGCGUUUCCGUCUGGAGGCCGCUUCCUUGGGGGGCUCUUGGCCAAGGCUUUCUCGUUUCUCCACUCCGACUCCCACUCAGUACCUCACCCCGCCCCCCACCCCGUCCCCCAAGCCCCACCAAGUCCAGAAAGCAGCAGGAGCCUCUUGUUUGGGGCUCUGUCUGCUGUGCGGCAUCUGCAUCCCAGUGGAUGACCCGCCCCGACUAUGCCUUUCCCCGGGGGAGAGGCUGGAACUCGGAGCCGGUACCUCCAUUCUGGCCCCUUGCUGUGCUGUUGCCAUAAGUGAAUAAAGGCUUGACUGUCACUUCCCUGUCA